GGCGGUGUUUGAAAGCGCCGCGGGGGGCGGGGGCGCCAACGGCCGCCGAGGGAGGGCACCGCGGGCCUGUCAUGGCGCACAAACAGAUCUACUACUCGGACAAGUACGAUGAUGAGGAGUUUGAGUACCGGCACGUGAUGCUGCCCAAAGACAUCGCCAAGCUGGUGCCCAAGACCCACCUGCUAUCGGAGUCGGAGUGGCGGAACCUGGGGGUGCAGCAGAGCCAGGGCUGGGUCCACUACAUGAUCCACGAGCCAGGUGAGCCCCGCGGGGGAGCGGGUGAUGCCCAGGGGGCCUGGCCUGACCCCCUCUUUUGCCCCGCAGAGCCCCACAUCCUGCUCUUCCGACGGCCAUUGCCCAAGAAGCCAGAAAAGUGAGUGGCCCCUGGUGUGCCGAAGCUCCCGGUCCUCACACGCUGAGAAAGCACCUUCCUCCUCUCCUCGGGAUUUCUUGGGGGCUUCACCCCCUGACCCUCGAUGCUGCCUGGGCGCCGUUUUGGCGACUUGGCCCUGGUUCCGGGGGCCCUUUCCGUUGCGAUGCCUCCAAAGCUUCAAUAAAGUGAUGUUUGGGA
Parus major (Great Tit) is the source of this 571-nucleotide messenger RNA. It is a transcript of the gene CKS1B, whose product is annotated as CDC28 protein kinase regulatory subunit 1B. Gene Ontology annotation, biological process: regulation of mitotic cell cycle. Gene Ontology annotation, cellular component: cyclin-dependent protein kinase holoenzyme complex; SCF ubiquitin ligase complex. Gene Ontology annotation, molecular function: protein kinase binding; histone binding; cyclin-dependent protein serine/threonine kinase activator activity. Lineage: Eukaryota; Metazoa; Chordata; Aves; Passeriformes; Paridae. The transcript has 2 exons. Bases 72 to 377 code for a protein of 101 amino acids. The record is from RefSeq and is a predicted model, not a curated record.